Pimephales promelas (fathead minnow) is the source of this 2665-nucleotide messenger RNA. RefSeq names its product family with sequence similarity 49 member A, like (gene fam49al). Gene Ontology annotation, molecular function: small GTPase binding. Gene Ontology annotation, biological process: regulation of actin filament polymerization. NCBI's taxonomy places the organism in Eukaryota, Metazoa, Chordata, Actinopteri, Cypriniformes, Leuciscidae. The record is from RefSeq and is a predicted model, not a curated record.
AGAUGAGCAGCUGCUAGGCAGGACUGUCUUGAAAGCAGAGAGACAGUGAGAGAGACCAUUUGGUGCCUGAACGCGAGCGAGGGAGGGGGCGAGAGAGACGCACACACUCAGCGUGAGCCUCUGGUUUAAGUAGACACUAACCGUGCGUUUAGGGAAACCCACAGUCUCAGCUCCCUGGGAUACAGGAGUUUCUGGCCCUGCUCUUUUUCCCCUUUUCAUUCUUUUAUUUUACUCCCUCCAUCUUUUCUCUUCUUCCCUUUGCCUACGGAAAGCGCUGGACCACUGUUUUCUCCCUGAAACACGCCAAGCCGGUAGUGGAGGCUGAUGCUGUGAUACACUGCAGGAGAAACAUACAGGCUCUCAUUUGAUGCAGUGAAGUGCUCUGUGAGGAAAAUCGCAAGCAAAGGUUUGCCGGCCAUGGGGAACCUCAUUAAAGUCCUUGGCAAGGAUUUAGAGAACUGUCCUCAUUUUUUCCUGGAUUUUGAAAAUGCUCAGCCCACAGAGGCCGAGACAGCCGUGUAUAACCAGGUUAGUGCUGUUCUGGAAGAGGCCCAUGGGAUACUGGCAGAACUACAGUCUUACAAUGGAGCAGGACAAGAAAUAAGAGAGGCCAUUCAGAACCCCAAUGACCUCCAGUUGCAGGAGAAAGCCUGGAAUGCAGUCUGCCCUCUGGUGGCCAAGCUCAAGAGAUUUUAUGAAUUUUCUCUCAGGCUAGAGAACGCCCUGCGGAGUCUAUUGGAGGCCCUAACAAGCCCACCCUACGCUCCCAUGCAGCAUCUGGAGAGAGAGCAGGCCCUCGCCAAACAGUUCGCAGAAAUCCUGCACUUCACUCUCAGCUUUGAUGAGCUUAAAAUGACAAAUCCAGCCAUACAGAAUGACUUCAGCUACUAUAGGAGGACCAUCAGCAGGAAUCGUCUGAACAACCAGCAGUUAGAAGCUGAGAAUGAAGUAAAUAAUGAAAUGGCCAAUCGGAUGUCGCUCUUCUACGCUGAAGCCACACCCAUGCUCAAAACCCUGAGCAAUGCCACGACUAAGUUUGUGUCGGAGAAUAAGACUUUGCCAAUCGAGGACACCACAGAUUGCCUGAGCACUAUGGCCUGUGUGUGCCGUGUCAUGCUGGAGACUCCGGAGUACCGGUGCCGUUUCACUAACACAGACACCAUGCUGUUCUGCAUGCGUGUGAUGGUGGGCGUCAUCAUCCUUUAUGACCACGUUCAUCCAGUGGGUGCCUUUGCCAAGACCUCCAAGAUUGAUAUGAAGGGCUGCAUCAAGGUGUUGAAAGAGCAGCCUUCAAACAGCGUGGAGGGACUGUUGAAUGCACUGAGGUAUACCACAAGACAUUUAAAUGAUGACAGCACCUCAAAACAAAUCAGGGCUCUGCUUCAAUGAGAGCAGGAGGAGAGGGAGGAGGACCCACAGAGACAGGGACUGUCAGAGAACAAGCGAUGGUGGCUGGCAGUCCUCUGAAACCUGUUUGUUUACAAGAGCAACUUGAUCUCAAAUGAAAUAAGAUAUUCUAGAAAAGAAAAAGGAAUACGAAAAUAAAUAUAUAUAUAGAGAGAGAGAUUGUUGAUGGUUCAUCACCGUGUGUCAUUUUAUAAAAGCAGGAAAAAUAGAGAUAUAUAUGUAUAUUAAAAUUCAUUACUUAAAACUACCUGGGUGUGGAUAUAAAAGUCUUUCAAAAACAUAUUAAAUAUUUAAGAAUUGAAUUUAAAAGCGGUAGUUAAAACCACCAACAAAACUGGUUCAUAUUCCAAGUUCCGCCUGAGAGUAUUUUUGCACACUUGAAAAGGAAUCCCACCUCACAGGAAAGACAUUAACAUGGCUUGAAACUGUAUAAUUCAGAUCCCUUUUCACGCGUUUUUAGACUUGAUUUGAUUUGCAACGCCUCGUUAUUCCCGUAUGUGCUUCGUCCAAUGCAUUCUGGGAAUUAAAACCGGAGUCCUUGGCAUUUCAAGUCUGUUGAAGGAUAAAUGUAAAGAUCACAUACUUGAGACGCAUCUCUGCUGACAUCGCCAGAAAUCAAACUAUAAUCCUCUAGCUGUAUAUACUCGGAAAGCACAGGAUAGUUUUGUAAAGAAAUGAAGCGUUUUGUUAGACUUCUUCACUAGUGCUGUACAGCAAUACUCUAUACCACCAAUGUGACAAACCCGUUCAUUUGAAAUGCCUUCAUACCAAUGUAUGAGACGCCGGAUAAUGCUAACAGUUCAUCUGUGGAGUUGUACAUAUCAUCAGACGAACAAUCCUUUAAAAGUUACGUUUUUGCUCUUGUAAAGUUGACGUUCAAACGGAGCGAGUAAGCCAUGAAACUGUAAUUCAGACGCAAACACACAUUCUGCCCUGUGCCAUAGCUGCUUCCUGUACCACUGCGUCAGAGUGACGUAUAACAAACAUCAUUCGUAGAAACCAAAACACACCAUUGAGAACAACACAGCGAUGUGGAUUUGCUUUCCUCUGUAUCCAAAAGCAAAUCAUUGCCAAAUGGGACUGCAACUUUGCCUUUCAGAUAAAUAGAAGUGAGACGUUUGGUCAUGAACACAAUCUCAAAACAACAGGCUUGAAGGUGCAAAACACUUGACUUGGUGUAAAUAAGAGGAUUUUUACUAAACAAACGUUCCAUCGAGACUCUUUGUUAGAAUUACAGAUGCAUAUUAAAAAAAAAAAA